Closterium sp. Naga37s-1 is the source of this 2802-nucleotide messenger RNA. The record is from the annotation of a GenBank genome assembly. NCBI's taxonomy places the organism in Eukaryota, Viridiplantae, Streptophyta, Zygnematophyceae, Desmidiales, Closteriaceae.
AUGAGUGUUCAAACAGCAACACGAGCGGAGGCUCGAGUGAGUGUGGCACAAUGUUCUGCAUGCAACAGAAGGCACCACCGAGGAGUAGUGUGCGAGGUUCUUAGGCAACAGAGGGAACGCGAGAGCAGACAGGCAGAUGGGGCAAUGGACAGUAGCACACCACAAGAGGGUGUUGGUGAGGAUGGAGAUGCUGAAUUAUUGGAUGAGGAGUGGGGCAGCGGUUCGGAUUCAGAGGAUGAUGUAGAGGAACAACCAGUGGUCGAAGGUGCUCAAGCUGGUGCUCAAGGUGCUGUCCAAGGUCAUGUGCACACCGUUCUGCGUGAAGUAUUUGGAGGGAUGGGAGGAGGAGGUGAGAAUGGGGGAUGCGGAGAGAUGGGAGGUGCAGGUGAGAAUGGGGGAGGCGGAGGGAUGGGAGGAGGAGGUGAGAAUGGGGGAGGCGGAGGGAUGGGAGGAGGAGGUGAGAAUGGGGGAGGGGGAGGGAUGGGAGGAGGAGGUGAGAAUGGGGGAGGCGGAGGGAUGGGAGGAGGAGGUGAGAAUGGGGGAGGCGGAGGGUUGGGAGGAGGAGGUGAGAAUGGGGGAGGCGGAGGGUUGGGAGGAGGAGGUGAGAAUGGGGGAGGAGGAGGGAUGGGAGGAGGAGGUGAGAAUGGGGGAGGCGGAGGGUUGGGAGGAGGAGGUGAGAAUGGGGGAAUGGGAGGAGAGGCAAGAGCAGGAGGGAGGGGAGUAGUGCGAGAUGAAGGAGGAAUGGCUGAUGUUAGAGGAGUGGCUAAGAGAGGGGAAACGACUGGAAUGGGAAGAGGAACAGGGAGGGGAGGACAUACGGGGAGGGGAGGGCAUACAGGGAGGGGAGGACAUACAGGGAGGGGAGGACAUGCAGGGAGGGGAGGACAUGCAGGGAGGGGAGGAGUGGCAGGGAGAGGAGGAGCAGCAGAGAGUGGGGGAGUAGGAGGGCGGGGUGGAGCAGGUGAAAAUGCAGGAGUCGGAGGGAGGGGAGGAGUAGCAGAGAUGGGGGGAGGCGGAUGGAGGGGUGGACCAGCAGAAACAAGGGGAAGGGCAGGGAGAGGAAGAGGACAAGCGGAGAGGGGUGGAGUCCGGGCGAGGCGAGGAGCAGACAGGAGUGGAGUGGAGACGGCUGAGAGAGGACCAACAGUGAGCGGGGGGGUGGGAGUGCAGGGAGGAUCUGCAGAGAGAGGAGGAGGAAGGGCUGAGAGACGGCCAACAGUGAGUGUAGGAGUGGGACCAAGGGGAGGGGUGGGGGGUGAGAGAGGACCAGCAGUGAGCGGUGGAGUGGGGCUGAGAGGAGGAGCCACAGAGAGUGGAGGGGUGGGGGGUGAGAGAGGGCCAGGGUUGAGCGGUGGAGUGGGGCUGAGAGGAGGAGCCACAGAGAGUGGAGGGGUGGGGGGUGAGAGAGGACCAGGGUUGAGCGGUGGAGUGGGGCUGAGAGGAGGAGCCACAGAGAGUGGAGGGGUGGGGGGUGAGAGAGGGCCAGGGUUGAGCGGUGGAGUGGGGCUGAGAGGAGGAGACACAGAGAGUGGAGGGGUGGGGGGUGAGAGAGGGCCAGGGUUGAGCGGUGGAGUGGGGCUGAGAGGAGGAGCCACAGAGAGUGGAGGGGUGGGGGGUGAGAGAGGACCAGGGUUGAGCGGUGGAGUGGGGCUGAGAGGAGGAGCCACAGAGAGUGGAGGGGUGGGGGGUGAGAGAGGACCAGGGUUGAGCGGUGGAGUGGGGCUGAGAGGAGGAGCCACAGAGAGUGGAGGGGUGGGGGGUGAGAGAGGACCAGGGUUGAGCGGUGGAGUGGGGCUGAGAGGAGGAGCCACAGAGAGUGGAGGGGUGGGUGGAGGUGUAGGAGAUCAUAACAAUGGUGAUAACGUCAUUCGUUUUCGGUUGCGGCGAAUGCAGCACCUGCGUCAGCAGAGACAGGUGGCAUCCGAGUCAGGUCGUGGGGAUCAACGGCCGGCAACAGUGGAUGCUGAAGCAAGCGGGGAGGAGAGAGAGGAAACAGGGAGUGUGGAGCCAAGGGGAGGGGCCAGGCAGGUUGUACAGGCCCGGAUACCCGAUACACAAGAGUCAGUUGUUGUGGAUGAGCCAGUUGCUGAUGACCAAUGUGUGGAAAUGCAGGAGGAACUGCAACACUUGCGGUUGGGGCAGAAGCAACGGCGCCAGUGGAGAAGCUUGCAGUUGCAGCAAAGACGCUUGAGACGGCGGGAGCAGGAGCAGCAGUGGGACCCUAGGCAUGGACAGCAGCAGCAGCAGCGGAGGGGUCAGCAGCAGCAAGAGGGGCAGCAGGGGCAGCAGCAACAGCAGCAAGAGGGGCAGCAGCAGCAGCAGCAGCAGCAGCAGCAGCAGCAGCAGCAGCAGGGGCAGCAGCAGCAGGGGCAGCAGGGGCAGCAGGGGCUUAUGGGGCACGAGCAGCAGCGGCAGGGGCGGCAGCGGCGGCGGGAACAACAGCAGCAGCAGCAGCAGCAGCAGCAGCAGCAGCAGCGCCAGGGGCAGCAGCAGGGGCGGCAACAGGGGCAGCAGCAGGGGCAGCAGCAGGGGCAGCAGCAGGGGCAGCAGCAGGGGCAGCAGCAGGGGCAGCAGCAGCAGCAGCAGGGGCAGCAGGGGCAGCAGCAGCAGCGGCAGGGGCGGCAGGGGCGGCAGCGGCGGUGGGAGGAGCAGCAGCAGCAGGGGCAGCAGCAGCAGGGGCAGCAGGGGCAGCAGGGGCAGCAGCAGCAGCAGCACCAGCAGCAGCAGCAGCAGCAGCAGCAGCAGCAGCAGCGCGAGUUGCAACCACAGCAUCAGGGACAGCAUGAGCUGCUCCAAGCUUAG